This is a messenger RNA of Podarcis raffonei (Aeolian wall lizard), 2869 nucleotides long. It is a transcript of the gene SLC45A3, whose product is annotated as solute carrier family 45 member 3. Lineage: Eukaryota; Metazoa; Chordata; Lepidosauria; Squamata; Lacertidae. The record is from RefSeq and is a predicted model, not a curated record. The transcript has 5 exons. Gene Ontology annotation, cellular component: membrane. Gene Ontology annotation, biological process: transmembrane transport. Gene Ontology annotation, molecular function: sucrose:proton symporter activity. The coding region runs from base 422 to 2137 and encodes 571 amino acids.
CCCGACCAAAGCCAACCUCACUCCACCCUGGCGGCCUCGGCGCAUGCGCCCUGCGGCUGGCCAAUUUAAAAGGCGGCAGAGCGAGACACUGGCGGGUAUUGAGCGCCUCUGCACAAAUCUCGGCGCGGAGGGGGCCGAAGCGGAGAGGCGGCUUCGCCGGGGAAGGAGACAUGCUGGCGGCGGCGCUGCUGCUUCUAUGCCAGAAUGUGAAGCACUGGAAGAUGUCCAGGCUAUUAAUCUUCUCACCCUGAGCCAAAACUCUUGAUUUUUACCAGCGAGCAAUGUUUUAGAAGUUGUCCACUGCUGGCUAUAACAUGGCUGCAGACCUUUUGCUACUGAGCCACAAAAGAAAACAUAGGACUCUGAAAUCCUGCUCUGGAUCACCCUGAGGAGAACAGUGUCAGGUGCGCACAACUCUCUGAUGUUGCGGUGCAACGGUGGCAUGGCUCAGAGGGCCUGGGUCAGCAUGCUCUUCCAGAACCGCAAAGCCCAGCUAUUACUGGUCAACUCCCUGACAUUUGGCUUGGAGGUCUGUCUGGCUGCCGGCAUCACUUACGUGCCACCUCUCUUGUUGGAAGUGGGAGUGGAGGAGAAGUUCAUGACUAUGGUUCUGGGGAUUGGGCCAGUUCUGGGCCUAGUGUUUGUGCCACUCAUAGGUUCUGCCAGCGACCAAUGGCAUAGCAGCUAUGGCCGCCGCCGGCCUUUCAUCUGGGUCCUGUGUCUGGGAGUUUUACUGAGCCUUCUGAUCAUCCCUCAUGCGCAACGUCUGGCCAGCCUCAUUGCCUUGGAUACCCGCUCCCUGGAGAUCGCCUUCCUUAUAACGGGCAUUGGCCUGCUUGACUUCUGUGGCCAAGUCUGCUUCACCCCUCUGGAGGCUCUUCUCUCCGAUCUCUUCAAGGAGCCUGACAACUGCCGGCAGGCCUUCGCUAUGUAUUCCUUCAUGGUUAGCCUGGGAGGCUGCAUUGGGUAUCUGCUGCCGGCAAUUGACUGGGACAGUAGCUUCCUGGCUCCUUACCUGGGGAGGCAGGAGGAGUGCCUCUUCAGCCUCCUCACCAUCAUCUUCCUCAGCUGCGUCUUGGCCACUGCCUUUGUCACGGAGGAAGUGGUAGCUCAGGUAGAAGUGCUGGCAGGCCCUGCAAUGAAGGAUUCCUCCAAGUCCCCACCUCUGGCCUGCUGCUCUUGCUGGCUUCCAAAGAACUUUCUGAGGACCAGGCAUCUGGUCCAGGCCUUCAGGAGCCUGUGCGCCUUAGCCCCACGCCUCCACGGAGUCUGCUGCCGCAUCCCCAAGGUCAUCCGGCAACUUUUUGUGGCUGAGUUCUGCAGCUGGAUGGCCCUCAUGACCUUCAUGCUGUUCUACACGGACUUUGUUGGGGAAGGACUGUAUCAGGGAGUUCCCAGAGCUGAGCCAGGCACAGAAGCCAGGCGACACUACGAUGAAGGGAUUCGAAUGGGUAGCCUGGGCCUCUUUCUCCAGUGCAUCAUCUCCAUCAUCUUCUCGACAAUCAUGGACCGGAUGGUGAAGCAGUUUGGGACACGAAUGGUCUACCUAGCCAGUGUGGCCUUAUUUCCGCUGAUGGCCAUCAUCAUGUGCUUCUCUCAGAGUGUUGUCAUCGUCACUGUUUCUGCUGCCCUGACAGGCUUUCCUUUCUCAGUGCUGCAGAUCUUGCCGUACACACUGGCAUCGCUUUAUCAUCAUGAAAAACAGAUAUACUUGCCCAAAUAUAAAAGUAAAGAAGAAGAUGCAGCUCAGCUGGAGAAGAAACAUGGCUUCCUCAAGAGCCACCUUCCUGGGCAAAAAGUGACCUACCAGAAUGGACACGGUGGAAGCCUUUUCUCCCCACCUGUUGCAGGCUCGGCUCUUUGCGUCAGCUCGCCCUGUGAGGUCUCUCUCAUCAUGAUGGUGGGAGACUCGGACACGGCAGCAGCAAGCCGUGGCAUCUGUUCAGACUUGGCCAUCCUGGACAGUGCAUUCCUCCUUUCUCAGGUCAUCCCCUCCCUCCUCAUGGGCUCCCUUGUCCAGUUCACACAGUCCGUCACCGCUUACAUGGCAUCAGCCACUGGCUUUGGCCUGGUGGCCAUUUACUUUGCAACCAAAGUGAUCUUCGACAAAAGUGACAUGGCCAAGUACUCUGUGUAGGAGGGGGAAAGGCUGCCGAGGGAAUUUCGCACAUUGAAACGGGUCAACCAAGAAGAGUCAAGUGGUGCGCAUUGCGGCCUCUUUAUUCCUGCCAGGUUGUGCUGUAAUGAGACGUGCAAAAAACAGAAAGGAAAAGCAACCCAGCUCCCUCUGGUUGAAGGAAAAGCAGUGCUAGGCUGAUCUCAGGGUAUCUAACGAAAGGGAGUCUGGUUUACUGUUGUCUGUUUCUCCCUAAUACCUUCAUUGAAGUGCCUUUGCACAGAAGCCCGCAGCAGAUGCUUGCGGGUGUGAAAAGUAAAAUGCCAUCCUUUCUGCAACAGGGUACUUGCUCUGAUAGCUUUGUCACAUGGCAUGGUAGGAUGGUGACACAGUUCAGGAAGGGACCAAAGCUGUAAUUAACCUCACUUCUUAAGCCCCUGCUCACACCACUGCAAAUGGGAAGGGGGUGGGCGCUGAGCUUCAUUUGCUGGACUCUCUCCAGAACUGUGUGGCCUGCAAGCCCCAACCCCACGCGGUCUGAAGCAAAGGAGCCUGCUUGGCAUGAGUGGGCUUUCAGCAGGAUUCAUUAACAUUGCAGGCCCUGUGCUUCAGACAUGGACACAAUUGCCCUCACAAGCCAAUAGGACUUUAGUUGUGCCUUUAAUACAUUGCUGUUGCUUGGUCUUCAUGUGUGAAUACUGAGUCGUCAUGCCCAUGUAACAUAACAUUUUGCGUAUUGGUGUGAACCGGGGG